UAUACUUUGGACAAGCUCACUAAAACGCUCUUGUUUUGGUCUUAAACGAAAACGAUGGCGAUUCUUCUGUCUUUCCUCUUGCUUCUUCUUCUUCCCCUUCUCUUCUUGUUUAUCAAUAAGAACAAGAAACACUCAAACAAUCUUCCUUCAGGUCCAACACAGAUUCCGUUCAUCGGAAACCUACACCAGAUCAAGGGCUCACUUCACACAUGUCUUCACGACCUCUCCAAGAAACACGGACCCAUGAUGCUUCUCCGUCUAGGGGUUGUUAGAAUGGUCGUGAUCACAUCGAGUGAAGGAGCUGAAGAAGUUCUCAAAACCCAUGACCUUGAGUGUUGUACAAGACCUACCACUAUCGCCUUAAAGACUUUCUCGCGCAAUGGUAAUGACAUCGGCUCUGGGGUAUACGGUGAAACAUGGAGAGAGCUGCGUAAGCUUUCGGUUCGUGAGUUUUUCAGUGUUAAGAAGGUUCAAUCUUUUAAGUACGUUAGAGAGGAAGAGUGUGACUUGCUGGUCAAGAAACUUAAAGAAUCGGCUUUGAAGCAAUCUCCAGUUAAUUUGAGCAAAACCCUAUUUUGCCUAACUGGGAGUAUCGUAUCAAGAACUGCCUUUGGACAGAGUUUCUUCGAGAACAAGCAUAUCGGCGAGGAAAGAGUCGAAGAACUGAUGCUUGAAGCUCACAAAAACAUGUCUCUCAAAUUCACUGAUCUCUUCCCCACUGGUGGUCUUGGAUGGUUUCUAGACGCUGUGUCAGGGCAACUUAAAAGACUUCAAAAUGUUUUCAAUGAGGUUGAUACGUUUCUUGAUCAUAUAAUUGAUGAUCAUCAAUCUAUGACUUUCACACAAGAUCGUCCUGAUCUCAUCGACACGGUCUUAGAGAUGAUACAUAAACAAGAAGAUAAUGAAUCUUUCAAGCUCACCAUUGAUCAUCUCAAAGGGAUCAGCACAAAUAUAUAUCUAGCUGGAGUAGACACAAGUGCCAUCACCAUGAUUUGGGCUAUGGCAGAACUAGUUAGAAACCCUAGAGUGAUGAAAAAAGUUCAGGACGAAAUCAGAACUUGCAUUGGAAGCAAACAAAAGGAGAGACUUGCGGAAGAAGAAAUAGAUAAACUUCAAUACUUGAAGCUUGUGGUGAAAGAAACCUUAAGACUACACCCACCAGCUCCUUUGCUACUCCCAAGAGAAACAAUGAGUCACAUCAAGAUUCAAGGCUAUGACAUUCAACCAAAAAUCCUUCUACUGAUUAAUGCUUGGUCGAUAGGACGUGAUCCUAAAUACUGGAAGGAUCCAGAAGAGUUUACCCCGGAGAGGUUUAUUGAUAGUCCUGUGGAUUACAGAGGAAAAAGCUUUGAGUUCUUACCAUUUGGUUCUGGACGAAGGAUUUGCCCAGGUAUGGCUUCAGCUAUUGCUACCAUUGAAUUGGGACUCUUGAAUUUGAUUUACUACUUUGAUUGGAGUUUGCCUGAAGAGAAGAAACGUAUGGACAUGGAAGAAGCUGGUGUUGUCACUGUUGUUAAGAAAAUUCCUCUUGAGCUUAUUCCUAGUCUUCACCAGUGAUUGGUUCAUAGAGUCUAGAGGAACAAGAAGCUGAACUGUGUAAUAGAUCAGACUUCAGACUAAGAGUUGUGUUGUUUCUUAAGAAUAAAAAAAAAAAUAAUGUUGUCCUCUUGCUAAAAAUUGGUUCAUUCACCGGUUUGUAUUCGGUUCAAAUAGGCCAUGUAAUAUUAUCAUCAUUUUAAAUAUAAU
Molecule: messenger RNA, 1746 nt
Organism: Brassica oleracea var. oleracea
Lineage: Eukaryota; Viridiplantae; Streptophyta; Magnoliopsida; Brassicales; Brassicaceae
Product: cytochrome P450 71B4-like
Exons: 2
Coding region: 55-1557 (500 amino acids)
Molecular function (GO): monooxygenase activity; heme binding; iron ion binding
Source: RefSeq, a predicted model, not a curated record